Messenger RNA from Paramuricea clavata, 468 nucleotides. Lineage: Eukaryota; Metazoa; Cnidaria; Anthozoa; Malacalcyonacea; Plexauridae. The record is from the annotation of a GenBank genome assembly.
AUGGAGGAAAGGAGAGUAAUCUUCUUACAUUGUAGUACUAGCAACUUGUCAGGGACGAUUCUUUCACAUUGUUUGGAUGCAAUUGAGGAAGAUGGAGGAUUAUGGCCAUCACGUAUCCGUGUAGACAGAGGAGUCGAGAAUGUACUUGUGUGCGAUGCCAUGGUCGAGGCAAGAGAAGAGGGGCGAGGAAGCUUUAUUGCAGGACCAUCAACCCACAAUCAAUGUAUCGAACAGUUAUGGCGCGAUGUAUUUUGUUGUGUUCUACAUUACUUCUAUUAUGUGUUUUACACAAUGGAAGAUGCUGGGAAUUUAUUUCUAGAUAACCCGACACAUGUAUUUACACUGCACUAUGUAUUUUUACCCAGAAUCAAUCAAGCACUCCAUGAAUACCAAAGGGCUUUUAAUGAGCAUGGUAUUAGAACAGCUAAUAACUGGUCACCCAAUCAAAUAUGUGGCUUAAUGGCAUGA